Molecule: messenger RNA, 1109 nt
Organism: Aspergillus glaucus CBS 516.65
Lineage: Eukaryota; Fungi; Ascomycota; Eurotiomycetes; Eurotiales; Aspergillaceae
Product: alpha/beta hydrolase
Exons: 1
Coding region: 150-1028 (292 amino acids)
Cellular component (GO): cytoplasm; nucleus
Source: RefSeq, a predicted model, not a curated record
CCCGGUCGUCCAUGUAUAACAGACCCUCGCUCCUGUUGUCCCUCUCAAGCCGACCAUUUACCAGACCCUCCUUUCGAAAAUCCUCCCAUAUUACCUAUUGCUACAUAUCCACAUUUACACCACCACAGUCACCACAACCACAACCAACCAUGACCUCCAAACCCCCCCGCCAACCCCUCAAACUCCUCAUGCUGCACGGCUACACCCAAUCCGGAACCCUCUUCCACGCCAAAUCCCGCGCCCUAAUCAAACACAUCACAAAAGCCUUCCCCCUCCACGAAGUCGCCGCCAUCUACCCAACAGGCCCCAUCCACCUCGACCCCGCCGACAUCCCGGGCUACGAGCCCUCCCCGUCCUCAGAAAAGGAAGAGAAGAUUGAAGCGUACGGGUGGUGGAGACGCUCGAACACCGCGAAUCCGCCGCUGUAUCUUGGUAUUGAGGACGGUUUGGCUGCUGUUGCGAAGGUGUUGAAGGAGGAGGGGCCGUUUGAUGGGGUGGUUGGGUUUUCGCAGGGUGCUGCGCUGGCGGCGAUGGUUGCAGGGUUGUUGGAGAGUGGGAGGAAAGGGGCUUUUGAGAAGUAUGCAGAUGCGAGGGUUGCGUGUGAGGGGGUUGAUUUGAGUGGUUCGACGGAGAAGGAUGUUGCUUCGAUUGCGUUUCCGGGGUCGUUUGAGGAGGUGCAGCAUCCGCCGUUGAAGUUUGCGCUGUGUUAUAGUGGGUUCCGGGCACCGGGGCCGAGAUAUCGUGCGUUUUAUGAGAGUCCGGCGAUUCAGACGCCUGUGUUGCAUGUGUUGGGGUCUUUGGAUGCGGUUGUUGAUGAUAGUCGGAGUCGGGCGUUGGUUGAGGCUUGCGUGGGGGAUCCGGAGAAGGAGGGGAAGAUUGUUUGGCAUCCGGGUGGGCAUUUCUUGCCUAGUCAGAGGCCGUUUUUGGAUGCUGCUGUGAAUUUUAUUCAGGAGAGGUUGGGGAACAAGGAGGAUAAGGGUAAGGAGGAGGAAGAGGAGGAUGUGAAUAACAUGGACCUGCCGUUUUGAAUGUGAUACUGUUUUUGUGCAUGUUUGGAUAUAUACUGCAUCAAUAUACCACUACGUUCUGUUAGAACCUGAACAUUUAAG